Molecule: messenger RNA, 1980 nt
Organism: Ilex paraguariensis (yerba mate)
Lineage: Eukaryota; Viridiplantae; Streptophyta; Magnoliopsida; Aquifoliales; Aquifoliaceae
Source: the annotation of a GenBank genome assembly
AUGGGGAAGAAACGGGUGAUGUUGCCGGCGAGUGAAGUUGACUUGGCGGAGGUGAAAUACGAGCAGGAACUAAUCCAAGCGCCUCGUUUGUCUGGGUUUAAGCUGAAGUUAUUUGUUAAGUUAAUUGAAGCGCCAUUGAUUGGUUCUUUGAUCAUAUCUCAAUUGAAAAAGCAAAAUAAAAUGGUUGAGAUGUUGCAGAAUAGUGUGAUACCAGAGGCACCCAUGUUUAAGCCCGAGUUCCCUCCUCAAGAACCGGAAACUGGUGUUGUUCUUCUGGAGGAAAGUGGAAAACCUGAAGACAGAGUUGAAUUAGCCUUUAAGUGUCUGCCACACUAUGAUCCUGCUAGCAGCUGUAGUGUUGAAUCCCCUACAACGUUCUGCUAUUGGAAGAUUCGUGAUUAUGCAUAUGCUUACAGGUUGAAGCUUGCCACCCCAUCUAUGGUUGCAGAGCGAUUCAUUUCAGCUAUGGAGGAAUUUGUUAACAAGAAGCCCCCGACACCACUGUUGAUUUCUUUUGAUGCUGAGGAAGUAAGAAAGCAAGCUGCAGCUUCCACACAAAGGUUUGAGGAAGGAAAUCCAUUAUCUAUUUUGGAUGGGAUUUUCAUGGCAAUCAAGGAUGAUAUAGAUUGCUACCCUCAUCCAUCAAAGGGUGCAUCAACAUGGAUGCAUGAGGUUCGCCCUGUUAAAAAGGAUGCAGCCAGUGUAUCAAGAUUACGUAGCUGUGGUGUGAUUCUUGUUGGAAAAGCAAAUAUGCAUGAAUUGGGCCUCGGAACAACUGGAAUUAAUCCUAAUUAUGGGACGGCAAGAAAUCCACAUGCUCCAGAUAGGUAUACAGGUGGGUCUUCCUCAGGCCCAGCAGCAAUUGUGGCUUCUGGACUUUGUUCAGCUGCUUUAGGAACAGAUGGUGGAGGUUCGAUUCGCAUUCCUUCUUCCCUCUGUGGUGUAGUGGGCUUGAAAUCAACAUAUGGACGGACAGACAUGAAAGGGUCGUUAUGUGAUGCAGGGACUGUAGAGAUUAUCGGACCAAUUGCAUCAACAGUUGAGGAUGUCAUGCUUGUGGAGACGACUACAUACGACCCAGUAAUUGCCAAGGCCAUGGGGCAGCCUGGGCCUUGCUUCCAGCUUAUGCACAUGUCAAUACAGGCCAUGGCUCAAAGUCAAGGUGGGCUUUCAGCAGUAGAUUGGGCGUUAUCCUUCAAUAAUCUGAAGUGGUAUGCCGCUAUCUUGGGCUCCUCUCCUCUUGAUAGAAUCUGUUUAAAACCGUCCCUCCCUUGUGUGCCAGAUUUAUCUUCACACGAGAAUUCAAAUGUUCUCGGAUCACUACGAUUAGGAAAGUAUACCGAGUGGUUUAAUGAUGUAUUCUCAACUGAUAUCUCCGAGAAGUGUGAGGGUGUUCUUAAUCAACUAUCAGAAACACAUGGAUGUAAAGUAGUAGAGAUUAUAAUACCUGAGCUUGAUGCCAUGCGCCUGGCCCAUAUUGUUUCAAUUGGUUCUGAAGCACAAUGCUCAUUAACGCCUGAGGUUGAGGAUGGGAAUGGGGCGAAAUUAACAUUGGAUACUCGCACUAAUCUGGCUCUUUUUCGGUCAUUCGCAGCUUCAGACUACGUUGCUGCCCAACGCCUCAGGCGAAGGAUAAUGUAUUACCACAUGGAGAUUUUCAAGAAGGUGGAUGUGAUAGUUACCCCGACCACUGGCAUGACAGCACCUGUAAUACCCCCUAGUGCUCUUAAACUUGGGGAGUCAAAUUUGCAGGUUUCUGGCAAUCUCAUGCGAUUUAUUAUAACAGCAAAUCUUCUCGGGCUCCCUGCCAUUUCUGUCCCUGUUGGUUAUGAUAAGCAAGGACUUCCUAUAGGACUACAAAUAAUAGGUCGUCCGUGGUGUGAAGCUUCAGUUUUGCGUUUGGCUGCUGCAGUAGAGGAACUUUGUGGCAAGCCUAAGAAGAGGCCUGUAUCCUUUUAUGACAUCUUGAAAGGGAACUAG